Ricinus communis (castor bean) is the source of this 1384-nucleotide messenger RNA. RefSeq names its product 2-hydroxyisoflavanone dehydratase-like. The transcript has a single exon. The coding region runs from base 151 to 1206 and encodes 351 amino acids. The record is from RefSeq and is a predicted model, not a curated record. NCBI's taxonomy places the organism in Eukaryota, Viridiplantae, Streptophyta, Magnoliopsida, Malpighiales, Euphorbiaceae. Gene Ontology annotation, molecular function: hydrolase activity.
UGAAAAUUAGAUCUGAUUUACCCAUUGUUUGAAAUCAGCAAACAAAAAUAUUAAUGCUAGAACAUCUUUCCUUUCUUUCUUUCUUUCUUUUUCUUUUCUUUUCUUUUUUCUUUUUCUUAGUUCCCCUGACAACUAACUACCACUGGCAUAAUGACAUAUAGGCUUCACGUCCCACCUACCAGUCUAUUGGCUUCACCUUCCUUAGACUUUCAGUUUCAUACACAUCUUUAUUGCUUUUAUAUAGAACCUCCUUCAGAUAGCUCACACAAGCAAAACUCGCCUCUCAGUUCUCCUAUGGCUUCAACCACUAAUGAAACUGCCCAUGAAUUUCCACCCUUUUUCAAAGUCUUUAAGGAUGGCCGCAUAGAGAGGUACAUGGUCAUGGACCAUGUUCCCGCAGGUCUAGACCCAGAAACAGGAGUCCAAUUCAAAGAUGUUACGGUCUCCAUUGACACCGGUGUUAAAGCUCGAGUCUUCCUCCCUAAACUCGAUGGUUCAAGUCGUAGGUUGCCACUCCUGGUCCACUAUCAUGGGGGAGGGUUCUGCGCCGGAUCAGCAUUCGACAUUGUCACAAAGAAAUUUCUUACUUCUAUGGUCAUUCAAGCCAAUGUCAUUGCCAUUUCAAUUGACUAUAGGUUAGCUCCAGAGCAUCUUCUACCAAUUGGAUAUGAUGAUUCAUGGGCUGGGCUCCAGUGGAUUGCUAGCCAUUCAAACGGGCUAGGACCCGAACCCUGGCUCAACGAGCACGUUGAUUUUGGGCGGGUCUUCUUAACAGGCGAGAGUGCCGGGGCAAAUAUCGCCCAUUACGUUGCAGUCCAAGCUGGUGUGAUUGGACUGGCUGGUGUCAAGAUUAAGGGUUUACUUAUGGUGCAUCCAUUCUUUGGAGGCAAGGAGGAAGAUAAAAUGUACAAGUAUCUGUGUCCGACGAGUUCCGGGUGCGACAAUGACCCAAAACUGAACCCAGGAAGGGAUCCGAAUUUGUCAAAAAUGGGGUGUGAUGAAGUGUUGGUUUGUGUGGCAGAGAAAGACUGGCUGAGAAAUAGAGGGGAGGCCUAUUAUAAGAAUUUGGAUAAUAGUGGAUGGGGUGGGAAAGUGAAACUCUUGGAGACUAAAGGGGAAGACCAUUGCUUUCACUUGUUCACAACCAACAGUGCAAGCGAUGCGUUAUUCAAAAGACUUGUUGAUUUUAUAAUCCAGAAGGAGUAACUGUUUGUUAUGAAAAUGGAUAUGUAAUUUGUUUCUGCCAGUAUUAGAGGCUUGGGAGUAGUAAAAUAAUAAGUUAUUGUAUCUUUGGCCAUUAAUGUUGUCUCAGUAAAAUAAGAUGUAAUCUAGGUUUAGUUUUGUUAUAGUUAUUGAUGAAUAAAGAUGAAUGCUUGGCACAUUA